Harmonia axyridis is the source of this 1024-nucleotide messenger RNA. RefSeq names its product endoplasmic reticulum resident protein 29 (gene wbl). Gene Ontology annotation, biological process: protein secretion. Lineage: Eukaryota; Metazoa; Arthropoda; Insecta; Coleoptera; Coccinellidae. The coding region runs from base 182 to 937 and encodes 251 amino acids. The record is from RefSeq and is a predicted model, not a curated record. The transcript has 2 exons. Gene Ontology annotation, cellular component: endoplasmic reticulum; endoplasmic reticulum lumen.
ACGUCUUGACGUGUCCCGUGAUGUAAACAGAAAAUAUACAGAUUUAGUAUUCACCAAUCAGUAAUCACAUAAUAAUAAUAACAAUAAAUCAAAUUUCAAAUAGGAAAAAAGAAAUCUAAGAUUUUUGGCAUUCUUCAGUAAAUUUGUAAUCAUCAGAGUUAAUUAGGAUUCCGAAUAAGAAAUGUAUUCAUUACCAAAAAGUCCCUUCAUAUUAUUAUGUUCAAUUUUACUGACAGUCAGAGUGGUAGAAUCUUGUAAAGGAUGUGUUAACUUGGACGAGCAUAAUUUCAACAAGAUUAUAUCUAGGUUCAAAGUAGUAUUAGUAAAAUUCGAUAUGGCAUAUCCUUACGGUGAAAAACAUGACGUUUUCACGAAAUUUGCUGAAGAAAUUUCAGAUAAUAAAAAUUUGAUAGUAGGUGAAGUCGGUGUUAAAGAUUAUGGUGAAAAAGAUAAUGAGGAGCUGGCUCAAAAAUAUGCUAUUAGAUCUAAGGAAGAUUUCCCUGCUUUGAGACUAUUUGUGAAUGGUAUCACAACUAAAUCAAUAUCUUUCCCUCUAAAGGAAAAAUGGGAUGUUGAAAUGCUAAGAACUUUUGUCAAAGACAAUAGUGAUAUUUACAUAGGCCUUCCUGGAUGCUUAGAAAAAAUGGACAGAUUUGCAGAAGAAUUUAUUCAAGCAGAGGAUAAGAAUGAAAAGUAUAAGGAAAUUGAGAAAGAAACUCACAUGCUUGUUGAGAAAGAAAAAGAAACUGCUACAACAUACCUGAAGUAUAUGAAAAGAAUAUUAUCUGAUGGAAUAAAUUUCAUCAAACAGGAAACAGAAAGACUAAAAAAAUUACUUAAAGAAUCUAAAAUUCAAGAGAAGAAAAAACAAGAUCUAUCAAACAGACUGAAUAUACUUAAAAGUUUUCAUGUACUGAACAGCAAAGACGAAUUAUAGUUAUCUGGUAUAUCAUUGUAAUAAGUUGGCUAUUUCAAUAGAUAUCUUGUGAUCUGACAUUAAUAAAUAUUUGGAAGUUGUUUCAUA